GAGUUCCCUCCCAGGCUGUUCUCUGUGCACGGACCCUGUUUAUUUGAAGUCUUAGGGAAGCACUGAGUGGUCAGAGGUAAGGGCUUUGGCUGGAGAGGCAGACAGUCUCUGAGUGGCCCCAGCACCCAGGUUACGGCAUUCAGUUAAGUUCACAGAGCCUCAGUUUCCCUUCUGUGAAGUAGGGAACGAUUGUGCCUCUCUCACAUUCCUUUUUUCCAGCUGUACUGGGAAGCACUCGCCACGCAUCGCUGUGUAAGUUUAAGGUUUACGGCAGGAUGGAUUGAGUCACACAUGCUAUGCAUGCUGGCGGGGCAGGCUGAGUUAGCAUCUCGCAUUCCUAGGUGAGGGCGCUGCUUAAGGACCGCUGCCCGGAGCACACAGCACCCGUAAAGGAUGGACAGCAAUGUCCCCCGACCCCUGCCUUCAGCACCCUUGGCCGCCGGCAGCACCCAUGUCAGAAUCUCCGCCAACCCAGCGGGUCCAGAUCAUACUCGCUGUUUGCUGCUGGGCCGGCGGGAUGGAUACGUGAAAAAAGAGGUCCCUUCCUGUUUCCUAAUCACUCAGGUCCCUUCCUGGUUCCAGGAACUGGCCAGACAAAUAUUGACCCGGCUGCUGUGAUCUGCAAACACUAUUCUCCUGUGGUUGGAGGCCGCGCAGCACUGAAGACCAGGGCCCGCCUGGCACCUCUCUAGGAUGGAGCCAGCGUGGCUGUGGCUGUGGCUGCUGGGAGCAGGGAUCCUGGCCUCUGCCCAUGGAGACAAGAGUCCGGGGUUGCCUCAAGCCUCCAGGGGUCGGCUCCCAGAGCCAGCGCCCGCCUACCGCCAAGUCACACCCACCAUCACCAGCUUUGCUUUGCGCGUGUACAAGCAGCUGGCAGCGCAAACCCCAGGAAACAUCCUCUUCUCCCCGGUGAGCAUCGCCAGCACCCUGGCCCUGCUCUCUCUCGGGGCCCAAGCCGACACCUCGACCCAGAUCCUGCAGGGCCUGGGCUUUAACCUCACGGAGACCCCGCGGGCCAGCAUCCACCGCGGCUUCCAGAGCCUCAUCCACGCCCUUGGCCUGCCCAGUCCCAAACUGGAGCUGAAAGUAGGCCACUCCCUGUUCCUGGACAAGCAGCUGAAGCCUCGGCAGCGCUUUCUGGACGACAUCAGGGAGCUGUAUGGAGCCGUGGCUUUCUCUGUUAACCUCACGGAUUCUGCCACCGCCUGGAGGCAGAUGAAUGACUACGUGAGGAAGCAAACGUACGGGCAGGUGGUGGACGGCCUGCAGGAGUUCAGCGAGGACACGCCCAUGGUUCUCCUGAACUACAUCUUCUUCAAAGCCAAGUGGAAGCAUCCUUUCCAGCGCUACCAGACCCCAAAGCAAGAGAGCUUCUUCGUGAACGAGAGGACCUCCCUCCACAUCCCCAUGAUGCACCAGAAGGAAAUGCACAGGUUCCUGUACGACCAGGAGCGGGCCUGCACGGUGCUGCAGAUCGAGUACAGCGGCAACGCGCUGGCCCUGCUCAUCCUCCCGGACCCAGGGCAAAUGCAGCAGGUGGAGGCGGCUCUGCAGCCCGAGACCCUGCGGACAUGGAGCCAGCUGCUCCUGCCCAGCGUGCUGGACUUGCACUUGCCAAAGUUUGCCAUUUCUGGAGCAUAUAACCUGGAAGAGAUACUUCCCCACAUCGGACUCAGCAACAUUUUCAACUUAGGAGCCGACUUGCUAGGAGCCCUUGGGCGGCUGAAUGGAACCAUCUUCCGGGUGUCGCACAAGGCAGCCAUGGACAUGAGUGAGCGGGGAACCAAGGCUGGGGCUGCCUCCGGCCUCCUCUCACAGCCCCGGCCUCUGAACGUGACGUGGGCCCCCCACACCCGUUUCAACAGGCCUUUCCUGGUGCUUGUCUGGGAGGUGACCACCCAGAGCUUACUCCUCCUGGGAAAGGUCGCCAACCCAGCUGCAGGCUGACGCCGGGGAGGCACGAGGGUCCUGUCGCCCCUGCAAACCCGCAGGCAGGCCUCAGCCACCCGCAGGCCGAUGGGAGGAAUGUUCAUCCGUGUGCAGAGGCCCGAAUAAAGUUGCCUUGGGUGUUGUGAGCACUGAGAGCAAUGCUCACAAGGAAGGUGGCUCCGCGUUGCCCUUCAUUCGCCCCACAAUCCCCUUGAAUCUAGUGUCGCUUCACCUGUGGUCAAAAAGUUGACAAAGAGAAGAGCUCCAUGUUAUGUCCUGGAAGAUGGCCACACCACCGUCACCAAGUGUCCCAGGAAAAGGCACAAAGGACAUCAGGAGAAAUCAGAGUCUCCCCCUUCGCAGUGGCCACCGUCAGCUCUAAAGCAAAACGAGGUUGUCCUGAAACGUCACUGCCCAGGCGCCAGGG
Molecule: messenger RNA, 2356 nt
Organism: Myotis myotis
Lineage: Eukaryota; Metazoa; Chordata; Mammalia; Chiroptera; Vespertilionidae
Gene: SERPINA11
Product: serpin family A member 11
Exons: 5
Coding region: 694-1947 (417 amino acids)
Biological process (GO): negative regulation of endopeptidase activity
Molecular function (GO): serine-type endopeptidase inhibitor activity
Source: RefSeq, a predicted model, not a curated record